UGACCGGUGAGCUUCAAAUUUAAGGUAAGGCAGCAUUGAGGUGUGUUUGGUGGGUGCAUUUUUCUCUUAUAUUUGCCGACCCAGAGAAAACGUUUUCUUAAGUAGUUCGAACAUCGGCAUCGCAUCGUUUCUUUAAUUCAUAACAUACGAUCACCUGCUACGAUGAGGAUAUUUACCACACUGGUCGCCUUCGCGGUGGUGACAUUCUCAAAUGUAGUUUUAGGUCAAUUAAGGUCGCCUUCCAACAGACCAGGACGGUUUUUAGCACUGCCCAAUCCACAAAAAUGUGCAAAUAGACCUAAGCAAUUCUUCUUUAGAGGUCACAAUUACUUUUAUAGUGGACAUGUUCCUGCGUUAGCGAAUAGAAGAGUGGAUUGGUUAGAUGGAAGGAAUAUUUGCAGAGAAUAUUGUAUGGAUUUGGUCUCUUUAGAAACUCAAGAGGAGAAUAAUAUGAUUUUCAGAUUGAUACAGCAAAACGAUGUUCCCUAUAUUUGGACAUCAGGUCGUCUAUGCGACUUCAAAGGAUGCGAAAAUCGUCCAGAUUUGGAACCCAAGAACAUAUUGGGUUGGUUCUGGUCUGCAAAUCGUGAAAAAAUGGCCCCCACGAACCAGGUCCCUAACGGAUUUAGUUACAACCCUUGGUCUCGUACAGGACACAAGAAACAGCCCCAACCUGACAAUGCAGAAUUCGAAAUCAACGGAACGACAGAAUCAUGUCUGUCUGUCCUGAAUAACGUCUAUAAUGACGGUAUUGCGUGGCAUGAUGUUGCCUGUUACCACGAAAAGCCUGUCGUUUGUGAAGAUUCCGAAGAAUUGUUGAAUUACGUUGCUGCCACCAAUCCAGGAAUUCGUCUUUAAAGUUUUACUUUAAUUCGUUUUCCAUUUUAGCAGUAAUUGUCUUUUGUAAAUUUCUAUAUAGGUACAUACAUACGUAUUUAUUUUUUAGUAAAGGAAAAGGAGAAUGUAUAAAGAAAGUACCUUUUUGUGUAUCAUAAUGCAUCUGCUUAUGCAGAUAGUUAUAAAAAAGAACUUUAACAAAUUUUUCCUCAGUAAUUUAUGAAAAUGGUUAUUUUUUUAUUACCUAUAAGUAGUCGAUUUUAAUAAAAUAAAUGCACCCCGAUUUCUUAUGAAAAUCAA
Agrilus planipennis (emerald ash borer) is the source of this 1137-nucleotide messenger RNA. RefSeq lists its product as uncharacterized. The coding region runs from base 163 to 858 and encodes 231 amino acids. The record is from RefSeq and is a predicted model, not a curated record. Lineage: Eukaryota; Metazoa; Arthropoda; Insecta; Coleoptera; Buprestidae. The transcript is spliced from 4 exons.